UUAAUGGCGUAUGACGUUUUCUAUAAAGUGAUAAUAAUCUUUUAGUGAAACAUAAACAUUAGUGUUAACAUUAAUGAAAAGCAUUUGUAUUUAACUAUGUGUCCAUAACGUACGUACUAAAAUUGUGUUCCUGUAUAAUAGCAGUACAAAAUGUCUCAAAAUAAGGAUAACAAGAUGAUUUGUGGUGAAGAUGAUGAUGAAGAUUUGGAGACAUUGAGAUUAAUGGCUUUACAGUCACGGAAAAAUAAGCCAACUAUCAAACCUGCUGUGGAACAGGAACAUGUUUCAAAUGAUGAUUCGGAAGAAUCAGAUUCAUCUGUGGACAGCUUAGAUAAGUUAAUCCAAGACAUGGAUUAUGAGUUGCUAGAUACUCCAAAAGAAGAAAGGGUUUAUUCCAAAAGAAAAAAAAUAAAAAAGACUAAGCCUAAAGUUACAAAUAAAGUUGAUUCUAUUCCAACUGCGGAAGUAUUGAAUAAGGAUGAAAUUGUCAAACCUGUAUUAGAUAGCAAGUCUACUAAUGUGCUACAUGAAAGUGCAAAAGAACAGCCAGAGAUUAAUGAUGUUAUUAAUGACAAUAAUGCUGCUGCAAAAAUUGAAACUAUUGGUAGUAGAAUUCCAAUUUUAGGUGAAGUUGUUCCUCUAAAUGUACCGAAUUCACAUGAUGAGCGACAUGAGGGAACGGAUGUUCUUCCUACUCGUCAUGGUAUAAAGAGAUCUCGAAGUAGAAGUUGGUCUAGGGAGUCAAUUCCCUAUAGGCGGUCUCGUUUUUCAAGGAGCCCGGAACAUAGAAGUAUAUUUCCUGAUCUGACUAAUGUUCAGUUAUCUCCAAGAGCUUUAGCAUUUGUUUAUAACAACACAGGAAUAUUAAUAAAACGUAGAGACAGAAGAAGUUCAAGUUCGUCUGUACGUGAUUAUUCCAGUGAUUCUUCUAGUCGAAGUAGACGUUCUAUAUCUCCAUAUUCUCGGACUUUUAAAGAUGCUUCACCUCAACCUAGUCAUUCUGGACAAAUACAUAAUCUGAAACCUAUAAGAAGAAGCAGGUCUAAUUCAAGAUCAAAAUCACGACUUGGACUUUGUAGACAAAGAAUACCAAGCAAAGGUGUAAAUAACAGAGUACCUAGAAAGUGGAAUUUUAGGAAUGACAUUAAAAGAGCUCCUUUACGGAAGGAACCGGCUUUCCACAAUCGACGAAGACAGCGUAGUUGUAGUAUUAGUUUAAGUCCUAGCCCAGAGCCUGUCACAAAACAUCCUAUGAAUUUUGGAAGAGUGCAUUAUACUGGUUUUAACUCUAGAAAUAGAGCUUCAAAGUUUAAUCAAAGUCGGAAUACUUCAGAUACUAAUCAUUCCAAAAAUAUCAGUGAUCACAAAAAUUCCAGAAGCAAUGAUAGUGUCAAAGUAGCUCCGAAAGAAAAUGAUAUAAGAACUGAUCAUAAAGCACAAUCUGCUAACACAGCAGAUAUAUCAGCAAAUCAAAAUACUGAUAGUCGAAUUGAUGAAAAUGUUGAAAAAAAUCCUUCACCUGAUAUCACUGAAGAUGCCAUUGAAUUGAAUCUUGAUACCUCAAUGGAAGAUGUUUGGUCGUCAGAAUCAAGUGACGAAGAAAGGGAAGGAAGAUUCAAAACAAAUUCAAACAAAGAAGUAGUAGCAGGAUCCAAUACUAAAAUAUCAUUUUCUGCGAAAAACUCAGUCAAACCUAUUUGUGUAUCAUUAGACGAAAUCAUAAAUAAAGAAAGGCCUACUCGAAUGCAACAAGGUAAUAGAAAGUGUUCAAGAGGAAGUAGAAUGUUCAGAGAUAAUUGGGAGAAGAGAAAUAGAUCUAAUUCACAUUCCCGUAUUUCACGAGAUGAUAGACACAAGAGUUCUAAACAUUCUAUUACCACAAAUAAGUAUGAUAAAUCAAAUGCAGAUGUUAAAAGUGGACUUUUAACCAAUGGCACUGUUGACAGGAAAAUAAUAAAAGAUUCACAAUCAACAAGUGAUGUUAAGAAGGUUGAGGCGCCUGCAAAAAGAGUUGAAGUGCCAAUUAAAAAAGUUGAGGCACCAAUUAAAAAAGUUGAGGCCCCAAUUAAAAAAGUUGAACUACCAAUUAAGAAAGCUGAAGCACCAAAUAAAAAAGUCGAGGUACCGAUUAAAAAAAUUGAGGCACCGGUUAAAAAAGUUGAUACACCCUCAAGAAAAAUUGAUGUAUCACCUACGAAAAUCAAAGCACCCAAAAGAACUGAAACAAUUGUAAAGAAUGUUAUUUCUUUAAAGCCAAAACAAGAACAAAAAGAUAUAUCAGACCAAAAAUCUGUAACAUUAGAUAAGAAAUUUACUGAUGCUAUUAAAAAGAGUAAUGAUCUUAAAGCUGAUGAAGAUUUGAGGGAUACAUUGCAGCAAAGACGUGUAAAGCAAUUAAUUCCUUUGAAAAGUCAACAAAGCAGCAGCAGUAGGUUAGUGCAAUCGGCUCUCAUGGGGGCUGUUGCAUCAAGAACAGAAGCAAAGCGAACGGGCAAGCUGCCACGAAAUGAAAACAAUGCAGAAAAUGUUAUAAGUAAAACCAGACCAAACAUUCGCCAUGUUCUUUGGGUCAAUUCUGAUGAUAAAGAACUGAAAGUUGAAAAUACCAAGCAAAAUGCUGCUCGUGUACCUGUGCGGCUACGAUUGGGUGUUGGUGAUCAAUCAAUACAAAACUCUCAACGUUCAACAUCUAACAAGAAGCGCCGAAGAAGAGGUAUUUCAUCAAAGCACUCAAAUGAAGAUCUUCAUCAGGUGUAGUCUCGAACGUCUGCUGCUAUCUCUCAAUAGUGGAUGCAAGUGAUUUAUCAAAACAUGUUGACAAAAUUUAUGACUCAAGUGUUUUAUUUUAUAGAUAAAUAUAUUUAAACAUGUCUUUGUGCUCUUGAAUGGUUCAUGACUAUAAUGUUCAUUUCUUUUACGUAAUAUAGUUUUAAGAUGUUUUCUUGAUGAUUAUUU
Ctenocephalides felis (cat flea) is the source of this 2955-nucleotide messenger RNA. RefSeq lists its product as uncharacterized. NCBI's taxonomy places the organism in Eukaryota, Metazoa, Arthropoda, Insecta, Siphonaptera, Pulicidae. The coding region runs from base 151 to 2757 and encodes 868 amino acids. The transcript is spliced from 6 exons. The record is from RefSeq and is a predicted model, not a curated record.